Messenger RNA from Linum tenue, 2144 nucleotides. The record is from the annotation of a GenBank genome assembly. Lineage: Eukaryota; Viridiplantae; Streptophyta; Magnoliopsida; Malpighiales; Linaceae.
AAAACAUACAGAUUCUUACAUUUCCUCUGGCCAUCAGUUCUGUGCCGAACAAACGCCUGAAACAGAAUCGCGACGGAAUCUUCUCUGAAUCCAUCUGGGUUCUUAGCUGCUUGAUCACGCUGGUAAGAUUCUGAUCUUUGUAUAGCUAUUGUUUUGCAUUCUUAGUGAUUGAGCCCUUAUUAUGGUGUUUAUGCUAAUCUUGAUGAAAUGGUUUCCUGAAUUUAACAAUUUGGUGAAGUGGGCGAAUUGGGUUUUUGGAGGAACUCGGAAAAGAUUGAUUCUUUGGGCGGGAUCAUGGGCGUGGUGACUGUUUCUAGCUCAGCUUCCAGGAACCCAUUAGGGUUAACCACCAGGGUUUCGAGCAGCGGGUCGAAUUCAUGGCGGCCAUUGAUCGUGGCGUUCAAGUCGGACAAAUCGGAUAGCACGUCUCUAGUCUCACCUAGCAACAGUACUCAUCUGCAACUGUCGGUGAAAUCUUCCAGUAAGGUUAAGAAGGGGCGACCGAAGAAAAGCGAUAGAGUCUCAUCUGUGCCUAAAUUGGAUGUGGACUACAAUGAGGCCGCGGCGAAGUUGGAGAGCAUAUACAAGCUGAGUCCACCAUCAGAUGGUGAAGAUGACGAUGUAGUUGUGACUAGAGAUAGGCAGAGGAAGAGGAAGAGUCGGGAUGGGGCGGUGAAACCUGGUAGAGUGGUUGUUAGGAAUCUGGCGAAGAAGGCGAAAAGGUUGAGUCUUGACAAGAGGGUAGCACUUAAGAAGAAUCAUGUGAAGGUAGAAGAGUGUAGAGAAGAAGAGGGGAGAGUGGUUGUUGGUUCAUCAGCUAGUAAGAAGAGAGUUCGGAGGGAUGAGGGUGAGAAGAUUGAUGAACUCGUGAGGCAGUACACGGGUUCGACUGAUUUGGCUAGCUUGGACUGGAAGAAGAUGAAGUUUCCCCCGGUUCUUCCUUCCUCCGAGCACAACUGGUUGUUCAAGUUAAUGCAACCUAUGAAGGCUCUUAUUCAGCUUAAAGAUGAUCUGCACAAGACUUUGGGGAGGGAGCCGGUCGACGGAGAGUUGGCACAGGCGACAAGCUCGACUGUGGUUGAUGUUAGAAGACAGUUGGAGGUUGGCAGAGCUGCUAGAAACAAGCUCAUCAAGCAUAAUCUCCGUUUGGUGUUGUUCGUGAUCAACAAAUACUUCUCGGAUUUUGUGAAUAGCCCAAGAUUUCAAGACCUGUGUCAGGCUGGAGUGAAGGGACUAAUCACUGCAAUCGAUCGGUUUGAACCCAAGAGGAAGUUCCGGCUAUCUACCUACAGUCUGUUUUGGAUUAGGCAUGCCAUAAUUAGGUCCAUGACCCUCUCCAGCUUUACCCGCGUCUCAUUUGGCCUUGAAUCGAUAAGAGUGGAGAUUCAGAAGACUAGGCUCCACUUGCUGGUGGAGCUGCAACGAGAGCCAACCGAGGAAGAGAUCGUUGAAAGGGUUGGGAUCUCCCCCGAGCGAUAUCAUGAAGUGAUGAAAGCAGCGAAACCAAUCUUGUCUCUUCACUCGAGGAAUGCCACGACUCAGGAAGAGUUGAUCAGUGGAAUCACGGAUGUGGAUGGUGGUGAGAACAGAAGGCAGCCAGCUCUUCUUAGGCUUGCUCUUGACGACGUGCUGGACUCACUGAAGCCAAAAGAGAGCUUGGUGAUCAGGCAAAGAUACGGGCUCGAUGGCAAAGGUGAUAGAACACUAGGCGAGAUCGCUGCUAACUUGAACAUCUCGAGAGAAAUGGUUCGUAAGCAUGAAGUCAAGGCGCUCAUGAAACUCAAGCACCCUGCUAGAGUGGAUUACCUUCGUCGAUAUGUUGUCUGAACAUUCAUCUUCUUUCAAUGGUUCGCCUUUAACUACUCAAACCAUUCCUCCAUAUCCUUUCCCCGUCCUUGUAUAUUGAUGGUCUGAACCAUAGCCUACGUUUACUAUACAGCAUACUAGUAUAGAUGAAAGUUACAGAUACUCCACACGAAUCCUCCUAUAUCAAGCUUUGUUUUUCGAUCAUGUAAACAUAUCUUACAGGAUCCUCAUGUGUCAAUGGAUCAGAGUGUAUACAAGUUUUGUUAUGUUCUGCAAUGUCUGCGCGAUUAAUUAAUAAAACGAUUGUAUUUGUGUUGACAGCAUUACAGUGGCCGCAU